Messenger RNA from Thalassophryne amazonica, 2653 nucleotides. RefSeq names its product frizzled class receptor 10 (gene fzd10). Gene Ontology annotation, cellular component: plasma membrane. The coding region runs from base 268 to 2031 and encodes 587 amino acids. NCBI's taxonomy places the organism in Eukaryota, Metazoa, Chordata, Actinopteri, Batrachoidiformes, Batrachoididae. The transcript has a single exon. Gene Ontology annotation, molecular function: Wnt-protein binding; Wnt receptor activity. Gene Ontology annotation, biological process: canonical Wnt signaling pathway; non-canonical Wnt signaling pathway. The record is from RefSeq and is a predicted model, not a curated record.
UCAAAUGUUCCGGAAGGUGUCACGAAAACUGAGGAUUGAUGAGUAUUUCUGGAGAACCUUUGGAACACACACUCUCGCUUCACGGCGAAAGAGCGCAGAUCCGCGCGCACCAGAGCGCACGCCGCGUCAACUCGCAACUCUCUUUCGGAUCAUUCUUGGGAUUAUGUUUUCGUUCAAGUUCUCCAAAGUGAAACCAGGAGAGGGUUUUGCUACCGUAAGUUUUUUCAGGUUGAUCUAAAUUUUUGUUCACAGUGAAACUUUGAACAUAUGGAGACGAUGUGUUCAUCUGGGAACCUCAGCCUGGUCUGUGUGCUGCUGCUACUGCUGGGCUUGUGGAGCGGUGGGGGUUUGGCCAUUAGCUCCAUAGACCCUGAUCGAUCAGGAGACGGGGCAUGUCAGCACAUCAACAUCCCCUUGUGUAAGGACAUUGGCUACAACAUGACCCGCAUGCCAAACCUGAUGGGCCACGAGGACCAGAAAGAAGCAGCCAUCAAGCUGCACGAGUUCGCCCCCCUCAUAGAGUUUGGAUGCCACAGCCACCUCAAAUUCUUCCUGUGUUCCCUGUAUGCUCCCAUGUGCACGGAGCAGGUGUCCAAUCCCAUCCCGGCGUGCAGAGUCAUGUGUGAGCAGGUCAAGAUGAAGUGCUCCCCCAUCCUGGAGCAGUUUAACUUCCCCUGGCCCAACUCUCUGGAUUGUUCCAGGCUGCCGACCCAAAACGACCCCAACAACCUGUGCAUGGAGGCGCCCAACAAUGGCUCAGACGAGCCGCCAAAAGUGUCCCACACCCAGCCACCUGACUUCAGGCCGCAGCGGCCUCUGGGCGGACAGGACCUGCAGCUCAAAGACAGCAGCAGCAAGCAGGCGUGCAGCAACCCGGGGAAAUUCCACUUUGUGGAGAAGAGCGAGUCAUGUGCGCCCAAAUGUUACCCUAAAGUGGAUGUGUAUUGGAGUCAAGGAGACAAGCAGUUCUCUCUGGUGUGGAUGGCUGUCUGGUCGAUCCUGUGCUUCGUCUCCAGCUCCUUCACGGUGCUCACGUUCCUCAUCGAUCCGCAACGCUUCAAAUACCCAGAGCGGCCGAUCAUCUUUCUCUCGAUGUCGUACUGUGUUUACUCCGUGGGCUAUCUCAUACGACUUUUUGUGGGAGCCGACAGAAUCGCCUGUGACAGAGACAACGGCGUGCAGUACGUUAUCCAGGAGGGUCUGGAGAGCACGGGCUGCACCAUCGUGUUCCUCAUCCUGUAUUACUUUGGCAUGGCCAGCUCUCUCUGGUGGGUCAUCUUGACCCUCACCUGGUUCCUGGCUGCUGGGAAAAAAUGGGGCCAUGAAGCCAUAGAGGCAAACAGCAGCUACUUCCACCUGGCAGCGUGGGCCAUCCCUGCCGUGAAGACCAUCAUGAUCCUGGUGAUGAGGAAGGUGGCCGGAGAUGAGCUGACGGGUGUCUGCUAUGUGGGCAGCAUGGAUGUCAAAGCUCUCACGGGCUUCGUGCUCAUACCGCUCUCCUGCUACCUCAUCAUCGGCACCUCUUUCCUGCUGUCUGGUUUUGUGGCGCUGUUCCACAUCCGUAAGAUCAUGAAGACAGAGGGGGAGAACACGGACAAGCUGGAGAAACUGAUGGUUCGCAUCGGCGUCUUCUCCAUGCUCUACACCGUCCCGGCCACCUGCGUCAUCGCCUGCUAUUUCUACGAGCGGCUCAACAUGGACUACUGGCGCAUCCUGGCAAGGGAGCAGAAGUGCGUGGAUGGCAGCACGUUGGAUUCAAAUGAGUGUGUCAUGAAGGCUUCCAUCCCAGUGGUGGAAAUCUUCAUGGUGAAGAUCUUCAUGCUGUUGGUGGUGGGCAUCACCAGCGGCAUGUGGAUCUGGACAUCAAAGACGCUGCAGUCAUGGCAGAACGUCUUCAGCCAGAAAUUGAAGAAGAGGACGAGGAGGAAGGCGGCCAGCGUGUUUGCCGAAAGCCGACCGUACAUCAAGCCUCACCCGUCCCUCAAGGGGCACAAGUAUGAACCCGCGCGGUCCCCUCCCACAUGCGUGUGAGCCGGCGGGCCAUACCUGAAGCAGACUCGGAUCACCGGUGCCCUCAAACAACACAAGAGUCACGUUUUAUUUAUGCAAACUCCACUGAACAUAAUGCAAUAUUUCUAAGUAUCUUGAGCCAUCUCCUGCCUUUUUUGGGAGGGGGAACUACUCCUGGAUUCUCUUUUCUCCCAUUGAAGGGGCAAAAUUCUUAUCAUUCUCUCACAAAAAGUGGAUUGAACUGUUUGGGUGUGCCGUAGGUCCGCGUGAAUAAUGUGCAAUACGUGUUUUCCUUCCAGGCAAAAAAGAAAAAAGACACUUGUACUGUUGGUGAGGGUGGAAAGUGGUUGCACACGGCGGAGGCAAACCGUGGCAGAGACGAGUGUCAUGUUUGAGGCUUUUUAAUGUAAAUGGGGGCCGUGUCAUAUAUGUUUGAAGAGGAGGGAGAGCAGCUGUUGAAAGGAGCUCAGACCUUGUGAACUGCCCUUUGUGAGGCAAAUCCGUGCCAUAAAUUAAUCAAGCACUGCUCGCUGGAAAGUGCACAGACUGUUUUUUCUGUUUUAUAGCACCAGGGAGCGUUUGUAUAUAUUUCUAAAAGUCCAGAUUUUAUAGAAAAUUAAUAAAACGUUCUAGUUUUAAAUGG